Messenger RNA from Acytostelium subglobosum LB1, 639 nucleotides. RefSeq lists its product as hypothetical. Gene Ontology annotation, molecular function: magnesium ion binding; tRNA guanylyltransferase activity. The record is from RefSeq and is a predicted model, not a curated record. The transcript is spliced from 4 exons. Lineage: Eukaryota; Evosea; Eumycetozoa; Acytosteliales; Acytosteliaceae. The annotation marks the transcript as partial. Gene Ontology annotation, biological process: tRNA modification.
AUAUGGUCUCAAUCAAGAAGAUACUAUGCAAAGUUGAAUAAUGAUAAACUUGGCGAUAGAAUGAAGAACUUGGAGACAUCAAUGAAUACAUUGCAGAUUGAAGGCAAUGUACCAUUCAUCAUACGUCUAGAUGGUCAUGGCUUUAGUAAAUUCACCAAGCAGUUCAACAAGCCUUGGGACAUCAGAGUCCACAAUGCAAUGAUACAGACUGCACAGAUAUUGAUGAAGGAGUUUACACCAAGUCUGACGUAUACAUUCAGUGAUGAGAUAACAUUGUGCUUUGUAUCACUGCCAGAGGAAGAGUAUCAAAAGAAGUUGACGGCCAAUUUCAAUAGGUCACAGAUACCAUUCAAUGGCAAGGUACAAAAGUUGGUCAGUCUCUCUGCAGGCAUUGCAUCCACCGCCUUCUACAAGGCCAUCAGCGAACAAUCAUACGACGCCGAUGGCAAACUCGGAGAUUACAUCAAAACUAGUAUGCCACACUUUGACGCUCGUAUCUUUGUAUUGCCAUCAAACAAGGAGGUUUUGGAUAACUUGGUAUGGAGGAGUGUGAUUGAUUGCAGGAGGAACUCAUUGUCUGGACUGGCACAGGCAAACUUCCAUCACAAACUAAUCAUGGGAAAGGAUGGCAGAGCAUAG